ACAUUACAGGUGCAGGUGAGAGAGGGGCGAUAGUUUUCAGUUAAUUAAGAUCUUGGGCCUAGUCCAAUUAAGUUCUGUGCUAUUUGGUCUGUAUUUCUCAGUCUAUAGACUAGCUUUCCACAUUUGUCAUCAAGGACAAUACAGCCUACUACCAAACACGAGAGAAAAGUUUUGCCAGCGCACACACACAAAGCAACGAGCAGAAACCCAAUGGACUCAAAGACCCACAGUUUAUGGAUGCCUUUCCCCUUGAAGUCAUGCCGGUGGAGUCAAGUCCUGCAUUGUUUUACAGUAAUUUUGGCAGUUGGUCUUCUGUUUGUCUUGAUGUUGUUGUCAUACACGUUCUGCGAGCUUUCCCUUAGGCCUCACCAGCAGCAGUACAGUAACGGACCUGACAGACUCGUCUCCAAUGAAACGCAGACGCUCCGAACCCCUGAGGGCCCGGAUCCAACGUUCCCUGUGAGUGACGACCCGGGCUUCAGUCCAGAGGAGUGGGACCGGAUACAACAGGCGGUCCGCUGGGCCGAACCGGACCACGAGAUUAGCAACGCAAGUGUGUGCACGAGUGCAGCCCACUCCACCUUCAUUAUUAAUAACUUCAAGGAGAAAUACACAGUGGGAGAGGAAGUCCUCGCCACCAUCAUCGCCAAGGAUUUCACUGGUACGCCAAAACGCUACGGAGGAGACUUCUUCCAGGCCAAGGCUUAUUCAGACAAAUUAAAGGCCAGUGUGUUUGGAGAGGUCCUGGACCAUCGGAAUGGCACUUACACGGCCCAGUUCAAGCUCCCGUGGGCCGGCCCGGUGAAGCUGGCCGUGCGCCUGAUCCACUCCAGUGAGGCGGUGCACUUCCUCAAGCAAGGCCGCCGCACCUACAACAACCACUUCUUCUUCUGGAACUACUUCCUGGGCACAAGUCAGCAGCACGGGGGUGCCAAGGUGGAGGAGGUAGUGGAAUGUAAGGUGAAGUGGCCGGGCGUGGUGCUGUCGUCGUCGCCAAGGGGACGGUGCGAGUACCACGAUGCCCACACGGGCCUCACCUGGCAGUGCCACAAACCCCCGACACUGACUUGCCAGGACCGUGUGUUCCACUCAGGAGGUGUAUUCACGAAACACCUCACCGCCCUGGAGGAGGUCCUCAUGGACAGCCAGCAUGUGAACCGGUGGCUUACCGGUGACUCACGCCUGAUUAGUGUGACUGCCACUAAUUCAAGUACUGUGGUGAGAGAGCCGUGCAAACCUGGACUUCCCACACCAGUGCCAGCAGGAUUUUUCCUGAACGAUGUGUGGACGUCAUUUGUCUGUGCCACCCGACAUUUCACUGUUCCAGACAUCGCUCAAUGCCUGAGGGGCAAGCACAUCUACAUCAUGGGAGACUCCACCAUCAGACAGUGGUUUUUAUACCUCUUUAAGGCUGUACCAACUCUUCACCACGUCUACCUCCCCAUCAACGUCCAGAUGGGGCCCUUUAAGGCCGUAGACCUGAAGAACAACAUCGUCAUGCAUUUCCGCUCGCACGGCCUCCCUCUGCACUGCGUCAAGAUUCCCGUGGAGUACUUCCACUACAUGAGCAGCGAGAUCGACGGCCUGCCUGGCGGCCCGGACACCGUGAUCAUGUUCAACUUGUGCGCGCACCUCGCCAGUUACCCACUCACUUACUACGGCUACCGCGUCUGGCUAAUCCGGAGGUCGGUCGUUGCCCUCUUGAAACGAGCGCCAGGGACCAGGGUCAUCAUCAAGACAGCCAACACGGGGUACAACAAAAAGCAUUCUUAUCGCAGUGAUUGGCUCACUAUGCAAGUGGACCGGAUCCUGCGCGAGGCCUUCCGUGACAUGGGAGUCUACAUCGUGGAUGUAUGGCAGAUGACCGCCUGCCACUACUUGAAGGACAACCUCCACCCUGCCCCACUGAUAGUCCAAAAUGAAGUCGACAUACUUCUCUCUUUUAUUUGCCCUCUCUAAGAAUGCAGCUCCUCUCUCAUUAGUGCGUCAUCUGUCUGUGUGUGCGUGUGUGUGUUUCUGUGUGUGUUUCUGGUGUGUCUGUUUUUUUUGUUUGUCUGUGUCUGUUUGUG
Messenger RNA from Alosa sapidissima (American shad), 2069 nucleotides. RefSeq names its product NXPE family member 3-like. NCBI's taxonomy places the organism in Eukaryota, Metazoa, Chordata, Actinopteri, Clupeiformes, Clupeidae. The coding region runs from base 211 to 1959 and encodes 582 amino acids. The record is from RefSeq and is a predicted model, not a curated record. The transcript has 8 exons.